UUCUCAUCUGAUAACAUAACAUCUCUUUGCUUGAAAUUCAUUUUCUUGAUUUCUAUACAGCGUACAUAGUUUAUGGUCACGUUGUGCGUCCGAAGAGACAGUGUCAUUGUGGUGAUCGGUAGUGAUGUGGAACUUUGGAAUAGUGAAAAUAUGACGAAAAUAAACCCCUUUCUAAAUGUUUUAUUUCCACUGUUUGCGAUACUUUUGUGUAUAAUAUCGCAAUGCUUAGCCGCGCUAUCCGACAAACAAUUAUGUUACGACUCCAAUUGUUCGGAACCCGUUUCAUUGGCCAAGACCAUAAUGGCUUACGUACCAAACGACCGUGAGUUGAUGUCAUUUGCGAACAAUGUAGAUGUUAAAGUUUUUAGCAAAGGUGCUGGAAAGAGGAUAGAUUUAUGGGGCGUCGAGAUAAAUGGCAAGCGUGGAUUUGUACCCAGAAGUUUUCUUAAAGAAUACAAAAUUCUAAGAGGUGACUUGUCCUAUGAAGUGCCUGUUCCUAAGUACACUGGCGAAGUAAAGAAAGUUCAAACCAACAAAUUUGAAUCUGCAGAGGAAGCGCAUAAAACACAAUCUCUAUUGACAACUCUUCCUUUAAAAAGAAAAUUGUCUCAUGAUGAUGAGGCAUUACCAUUGGAUAAAAUUGUAGAUAAAAAUGUACAAGAAUCUGAAGUGGUCAAUGAAAAUAGCAUAUUGUCUUCCUAUGAAGUAAUAGAUGGAACUACAGUUUAUUUCGAAAAUAAGCCAUCUGUACAACCAAGUUUUGUAUCUGAGGUUGCACAUGCUACUGCAUUACCAAGAAAACAAACUUCAGAUACUGAUUCUGAAGCAGAUGCUGGAUCAUCAUCUGACGAAAAUAUAUUUAUUAAUAGUAAUGAAUUACAAUCGGACACAGACACUGAUAGUAAUAAACUUGAAGGAAUUGAAUUACUGGUGGAAACUCAUGAAAACAAUACCAGCGAGAUACUGUUAGAAAGUUCUGAAACAAUAAUCAAUUCAAAUUUAGACGCAGUGAACAAGAAUGACAAUUUGGCACUUGAUAGAAGCAGUGAGUUUGAAGAUAAGUCUGAAAAUUUGAAACAUGAAAAAGCGAUAGAUGCUAGUGAGGAAAACAUAGAAGAUGAUAAGGAAGAGGAAAUUUCAGAAAACACUGAAACUGAAGGUAUAUUUGCUUCAUUAACGAAAACAUUUAAAAUGUUGUCUAACUCAGAGGAAGCUGAAUCAACAGAAAGCAUAACUACUCCAAGUAGUAUUGAUAUUCCUGCCCCUGAGACUACUACUGAAAGUAGUACUGUUUUGCAAGAGGUUUCAGAAGAUGUCAGAGUUAAAAAUACUGUAAUUGAAGAAGAAACUAUUCCAACUACUGAGAUAGAAAACACAAACAUUGAUGCAAGUGUUACAAGUAAAGAAAAACUAGAAAUACAGCAAGAAGUUAUGCAAAACGAUAUUGAGAGUACGAAAAUUUCGGAUGAAAAAAUGAAAACCGAACAAGAAGCAUCUGCUAUACUCUCGGAAAACGCUACAUCUUCUAGUGACGUGCCUUUAUCCAACAAUUUUGUACAUGUAAAUGCCGAUAACUCUGUCAAAGAAUCGCCAGUAGCAUCUUCAAUAGAUGAUAGCUCUGAUUCUGCAAAAACUGAGACUAAUAGUCAUGUUAAUAUCCAAGUAGAAGAAACAAGUAAAGAAGAGGAAGUUACAGAAAAUGUUUCGAUUGAAAAUGUAAUUACUUCUGAAGAAUCAACAGAAUCAUUUGAUUCACAAGAAACAUCUACAGAAAGCACAAUUCAAAGUAGCAAUGGUAUUCAUCAAAUAUUAUCAGGAAAUAUUAAAAUGCAUCCAGAAAAUGUAAAAAAGGAUGUUGGUCACACAGACACAACUGCACAAAAAAUUGGUGAAACUGAUGAAAUUGCAGAAAAUAGUAACUUAUCACCUGUCAAAGAAAUAGCAAAAGAUGUUACAAAAGAAUCAUUUCCUUAUAAGAUUUAUAAUUUCGGGGGCAAUAUAGCAAUUGCAAACGAGACAUUAGAUCACAAUGCUGCAGAUACUCAGCUUGCUGAGAAAUUAAUUGUACAUAAUAAUGUAAAUAAAAAUGAUAACUUAACUAAUGAUGCUAGCUUUGACAAUGUUCCUAUAGAACCUAAUCAAUUCUCUAAUGAUGUGAAACCUAGCAUUUCCGAUUCAGAGCAAUCUGCAGGUUCUAGUCAAAAAAGUAUGAUCUCAGAACGAAUAACAACUUUCAACGAAAUUCCUCAGAACCGAAAUUUAUUGAACAUUGAAGAAGAUUUGGAACAUAAAAAUAGUUUUGUACAUUUAGUUGAAGAUCAGGAUGUAAAUGACGAAGAAAUCUUGACCGAAUAUGGUAAUCAAAUAAAUAGUGAAGAUAAGAUUUUGUAUAAAGAUGACGAUAUCAAGGAGGAUAAUUCGGAGAAAUCAGAAUCAAAAUCUAUAUCAGAUGAAGUUUGCUCACUUGAUCACGAAUGCACAACCGAGAGUAUUGGUGGAUUUUUGGAACAAAAAGAAGAGCCUGAAAAUAAAGAAGAUAAUUUCCUUGACAUAAAAUUGGAUCAUAAUUAUUGGAAAACACUAAUAUAUCUAUGUGUAACAGUUUUCACAACACUCGUAUUUACUCUUGGAUAUUACUACAUUGAGAAUAUCAGAAGGGAUGGUCAACUAAUAGCGAGAAUUAAUAAACUCGAGAAAGAAUUAUUAGUCUCAACGAAAGAAAGUGAAGUGCUCAGCGAGAAUCUAAAAUCCACCAAAGACAAGUUGAAUUGCAUAGAAGAUGAAUCAUUUGGUUCUAACGAAAUGGUUGUAUCAUUAAAAACUGAAUUAGAAGAAUCACAGAUUGUAAGGGCGGAAUUAGAAGACCAGGUGACUACAUUGGAGAAAGAGUUAGAAAAUGCAUCAGAAGCUGGAUUAGAAAUCGAACGUAUGCUACGAGAAGUUUUGUCAUCAAACAAUGCGGUUAAUCCACUGGCUCAAUCAGUGGAAGAUCUACAAGCACGAUUAGAUGCUCAACAAGCCGCGAACGAAUCCUUAACGAACGCGUUGAAUCUCAAAGCUCAAGAGAUUGAGACAUUAACAAUGGAUCUCGUUACUGUUAAAAAGAAAUGUGAGAAGUUUGAAGUUGAACUUUCGCAAGCGCGAGACGAACUGGCGACUCAGAAAAAUCUGAAGAAUGACAUAGAAGAAACGCUAACGGAUAAAGUACAUAAUUUAGAAAAACAAAUAAACGAAGUGUCGACUGAAAAGUCAUCAUUAUAUACUGAAUUAAGAAGUAAAGAAAUAGAAAUUGAUGGACUAAAGGAAAUUAUUAGUCAUAUCAAGUCAAAUAGUUUAGACUUGGAGAAGUUGUACGACGUAUCUCACGUUAAAAUUGAAGCAGUACAACUGCGCGAGGAGAGAGACGAAUUAAAAAUGCGAUUAAAUGAUGUUGAGGGUGCUCAUCAAUUGCUAGAAGAACAUACAAAACUUAUCAAGGAAGAGAUAGCUGCAUUGAGUGAUCAAUGUAAAAUAGCUGAAAAAGAAAAGAAAGAAGCAGAGACAAAGCUUGAAGUGUUAGCAAAGUUCUUCAAAGAAAAAGAGGCUGAACGCCAGAAGGAAGAAGCCUUAUGGCUGCAGAAACAAGGAGAAGUCGUAUCCACGGUUGAAAGAAUACAUACAAUGCAAAAUGAGAUACAGAAUUAUAAGCAACAAAUAGAAAUAUUUAAACGAGAGAUUGUGGAUCAAGAGAAGGAAUAUAAAACUCAAAUAUCUGCUUUGGAAACUAAAGCACAUGAGCAAUGGGUUGCUGCUCGUCAGAACGAACGCCGUUUGGAGGAAUCGAAAGCCGAAGCCGGCCAAUUACGUAAUCGCCUUACACUCAAAGAGAAAAAUUUAUUAAAUGAUAGCGAUAUUGAAACCGAAUUACAUCGCCUGGAAGCGAAUGGGGACACCUCGCCAUUGUUCUUAAGAGCAGAAUCGUCCAAUUCUCCCAUAAUGUUUAGCAGUUCGGGCGUUCCACCACCCCGGCGGCCACCAUCUUAUCUACAUUGUUUCCCACCGUAUCUGCCGCCCUUACCACCCGCCGCGCCUGGUCUACCUCCGUACGAUAUCAGUCAACGUCCUCCACCUCUCGGCGGCAGAUUGUCGUCACCUCCACCGAUGCCGCCGCUACACCCUCCCGCUUCUCGCGGCAGAUAUGAGAACGCCGGUUCUCCGCCAUCACCGAUGUCUCCGCCGCAUUUACUUCCGCCGUAUAGUCGCCACAGAUCACCACCGCUUCCUCCAUUCGGUAGUGAUCAUAUCCCGCCUCCUCCUCUACCCGGUUCAAUGUUACCUCCGCCCCUCGACACGACGCAUCCAUGGGGGGAAGAAUCACUGCCGCCCCCGCGCAAUUCUGGUUUCCAUCCUCAUCAACGAGAUCAACGUAUGCGCAAUCAUAAAGGUUCCUUACAUUCUUCGGGAGAAUCAUUGGACAAGGCACAUCAUGGGAAAGUCUAAAUUUUGUAUCUUGCUAUUGAACAUUUGUACAAAGGCCAAAUCUAUCACUAUAACAGUGAGAGACUCAUUGUAUAAUAAUUUCAAAUAAAUAUGUAAUGGUGAUGCAAUUUUACGUUAAAUAAUAAAUUAAUAGAAUUAAUGUAUUGAUAUCAUACAGCCAUUCAUUAAACAGUAUCGUCUGUCAA
Molecule: messenger RNA, 4664 nt
Organism: Linepithema humile (Argentine ant)
Lineage: Eukaryota; Metazoa; Arthropoda; Insecta; Hymenoptera; Formicidae
Source: RefSeq, a predicted model, not a curated record